GAGAAAAUAUAUAACUAGCGAACGCUUACAACGAACUGCUCGUUUAUGAUUAUUAUUAAUAAUAAUGAAUAUGUCAACACAAACAUUAUUUGAUGUCCGAAUGUGAAUAUCAAAUAUUGGUGAUUAAUGUGAAAUGGACAUAUAUGUAUUACCAACAUUCAAUUAGACGUAUGAUAGUCAUGACAAAUGAGUGUUAAUGAAAAUAAUAUUCCAUUCGGAUUUAGAUAUACAACAAUCCAUAUAAUAAUUAACAAGUGUUGCAUUUGCAUGUCAUAGUUUUUAUGAAACCAGUGAAUUCGACGCGGUCACGAUAAAAGUAUUUUGUUACGUUUACAAAGAAAUGUACAUUUGUAUGAAAUAGAUUGUAUCCGGAAGUCGUCAUAUUAAUUACAGAAAUCGACAAAUAAUUUAUUUGUUUUAAUUAAUGAAUGAUUGGGUAUUAACGUAGAGGCUAUUUUAAUUGGGGAAUGAUGGAUAAUGGGUGAAAAUAUGUAAACUAUUAUAUAUAUUUAACAACAUCUGUUUCACAGCGGAUAGUGCACAUUUUUUACUUAAGUAUGAUCGUUAUAGGAAAACAUCCUUAAAGAAGUUGUAUACAGCACUUGAGUACUGACAAACGUUGUACAUUUUCUUGCGAUAAAAUUCAUUGAAGGAAAAUAAUAUCAGAGCCUGUUUUGAACAGCGUUUAAAAAUAUCUAAGAAUUGAAUAAACGUGCAAGUGAUCAAAAUGACUAUGUACAACUUUACAGACCUUGAGGCUUGGCUUCAUUAUAAGGACUACGAAAAAACUUUCAUAACAAUUGAGGAUCAAAAAGAUGUCAUUGUGAAAAAGAAAUUAGAAUGUUAUGGACUUAUUUUUACGGAACCACCGAGGACAAGCAAUGGACUGUAUUGCAAUAUUACAUGGGAUGGUAUAUCAUGUUGGCCAGCCACAAAAGCAGGAACAGUAGCUGUCAAACCUUGUCCUGACUAUAUAAACAGACUUGAUCCAACAGAGAAUGUUACCCGACGUUGCGAGUCAGAUGGAAGCUGGUUUGUUAUUGCAGAUACCAAUAAAACCUGGUCUGAUUAUAGCGCAUGUGUAAUGAAUAAUAUUCCUGUCAAUGGUGUUCCUGGACAACCAGUCCCUGCUAUUAUCAAGGACCACAUGGACAACCUUACAAUUAUGAAACACACCGGUUAUGGAUUGUCAUUAGCGUCUUUGUUAGUUGCAGUAAUCAUAAUGUUAUACUUCAAAAAGCUGCAUUGUCCACGGAAUACCAUUCAUCUGAAUCUUUUCUUGUCGUUCAUCCUGAGAGCUAUCAUAUCUUUCAUUAAGAAUGGUAUUAUGAUAGAAGGUUUAGGAUUUUCCAGUGACGUCUACUAUAACGACAAAGGACAGUUAGCUUUUCUCCCAGAAGGAUUACAUUGGGAAUGUCGGAUGUUUAUGACAAUCGUAAACUAUAUAAUGGCUGCUAACUAUGCUUGGAUAUUUGUGGAAGCUUUGUACCUACAGAUGUUGAUAUCAGUAGCGGUGUUUACAGAAAAGAAACAUUUACAUAUCUAUAUGCUGCUAGGAUGGACAUUUCCCUUGGUAUUCAUUAUACCCUGGGUAGCUGUAAGAUCGACAGUGGAUAAUAAACUCUGCUGGACAACUUAUGACAUCCGUUGGGUGGAAUGGAUUAUUCAUGGACCUAUAUUAUUAACUAUUGUAAUUAAUUUUACCAUAUUUAUCAAUAUCGUCAGAGUUUUAUUUACCAAAUUGAAUUCGUCGCCGUGUCCAGAGACUAAGAAGUUUAGGUAUAGGAGACUUGCGAAGUCGACGCUUGUUUUAAUCCCAUUGUUUGGUGUUCACUAUAUGGUGUUUAGUAUAAUAUUUCAAAUUGUGGAGACCCAGUCAAAAGGACUCGGGUUGCUCAUUUACUUUUACUUGGAAAUUUUCUUUAAUUCAUACCAGGGGUUUAUCCUUUCUUUGUUGUUUUGUUUCUUCAAUUCGGAGGUUCAAAAUGAGUUUAAGAAAGCCUGGAGGAGAUACACAUUGACCCGAUCGGGAAGUUCAAGGUGGCGAUCAACAUUUACGUCACGCACCAAAUCAUGGAAAGAUCACCGGAAUUCGGAUUCAAAUGGUGUAACAAGUAGAGGGGACAAAGUUCGACCCAACGAACGUGAACUUCACUCGUCGCCAACUUUGAAUAUUACUCAAUCACCUAUAACACAAAGUAGUUAUGCUUAUGACGUAAAGACUAGUCAAGAAUUAACAGGACAAGAUAUAGAAAUAUGUGAAAAUACACCAUGGCUAAAUAAUAAUCACACUGCAUAUGUAGAACAGCAUGGGUUACCAGAAGAACACGCCGAUGAAAGUUUAUGAAAGGCAGCACUUUAUAAAGCCUUAAAAUAUUAAAACAAAGCGUCAUGAGUGCCAUCCUAAUGUUCAAAUGUAUUGAUUGACUCAAAAUAACGUACACAAUGCAGGGAUAUAUAUUCCGAAGACGUUGCUCGCAAAUGGACAUAUACGUGUAGAGGAGUUUGCUUUAUAUUAUAGAUAAAAAGACAAAGACUUAACUGAUUUAUAUAUAUGGUUGCGACUUUUAAAUGAGACAGAAAUUAAAAGAAAAUUUAGGUGCUGCAGUUUGCUCCAAUUGUCACCUUUUCUUAUUUCAUGUCGAUGUUGUAUGAUAUUUUUUUUUGCUUUAUGAUUUCAUUUUGUAAAACAUAAUGUUUGAAGAACACUUCAGGUGAUGUAACUGUAUUUUUGUCAAAUAUUUUAAAACAUGAACUAUGUCCUGUCAAAGAGUAUUAGUAACACCAAAAAAACAUUCAAACAUUUCAAACUUAAUGUCAGAUUAAAAUUUUAGGCUGAAUUUAUUUAUGUAUAGAUAUAUCCGUACAAUGAAAUGCAUCCUCGAUUGUCUAUUAACCGAGACUCAGUAUUAUGGUUCAUUAAUUUGACAAUGGCAUUUAAUGAAAUACCAGUAAUGAUGAAAAUAAACUGUUUUGGUGAACCUUGAUGAAACCUGUCUGCUACUUUAUCAUACCAUGAUGCAGAUAUUUUCGGAAUAUUGCUAGGGAUUUAUUUGAUUUUAUGUAAUUUUAAUCUCAAAAAUUCCGAUUUUAACUUAUAGAAUUUUCGGCGAUUUUUAUCAUUGGAUAUUUCAACAAAAGAUGAAAUAUUUGUGGAAUUCAUUUAUGAAUGUAUAUCAAAACAUGUUCAAUCGAUGUGGUUUCGUAAAAUAUGUUUGGCCUUUUGUACUGCAGCUACAUUUAGAAAAAAAUAGAAUUUGUAUAAAUUUAAUUUGUGUUGAUCACAACUGUAUGAUUCUAAUUUGUCAAAUUGUUUAUUCAAGUGUUUCCAAGAUAUGGUUGUAUAUUUAUCUGUGUAGUAAAUAGAAUUUAACAUAACAGUGAAUAUUGACCUUGUUAAACUAAAUCAUGGUUUAUCAUUGUUUAAAUGAAAGAAGACAUUUAUUACGAACUUUACUGUUUGUUUAUCAUGAAAACCAAUUGCGUCAAUCAGUUGUUUAUUUUAAGGGCAUACGAUACAGUUUUGAUCCUGUAUUUACAAGUUCAUGAAAAUUUGCAUAUAGGCUAUUUUUUAACUGAUUAAAUCAAAUAUG
Mytilus trossulus (common blue mussel) is the source of this 3593-nucleotide messenger RNA. Its product is annotated as parathyroid hormone/parathyroid hormone-related peptide receptor-like. Bases 728 to 2347 code for a protein of 539 amino acids. Lineage: Eukaryota; Metazoa; Mollusca; Bivalvia; Mytilida; Mytilidae. The record is from RefSeq and is a predicted model, not a curated record. The transcript is spliced from 12 exons. Gene Ontology annotation, biological process: adenylate cyclase-modulating G protein-coupled receptor signaling pathway; cell surface receptor signaling pathway. Gene Ontology annotation, molecular function: peptide hormone binding; calcitonin receptor activity. Gene Ontology annotation, cellular component: plasma membrane.